Protopolystoma xenopodis is the source of this 673-nucleotide messenger RNA. Lineage: Eukaryota; Metazoa; Platyhelminthes; Monogenea; Polystomatidea; Polystomatidae. The record is from the annotation of a GenBank genome assembly.
UUCGACUGGUUCCACGGUCUUGGGUGCUGAAGUCGGAAAAGACACCGAAUUGUCCUUCCAGCAAUUUAAUACCGAAUCGCAAUCGCCAGCCGCUUCGGCUGUCCCGCGCCUGCGUCGACAGAUAGUAGGUAUGGGCCAGCCCAUAUCUGGCGUCCCAGGCACGAUCUUUGAGGCUGCCACCGAAGAAAACGAAUCGAAUGCCAAAAGAUUGCCUGACCAAGAGGAAACUGGCAGUUGUGCGAUCGUAUCUAGGGUCCGCAAUGCUACUGCUGGUAGCUUGACGUGUGUUAGAAAUGGUGUUGUCGGGGAGAUAAGGCGCGGUCUUGUUAGACGCAGAUUUUCAGGACUCUCGAAAAACGCUCGCCUGCGUCUAUACAACAGACGAAGCGAGUCAAUUUACGAGCCGAUUAAUUCAGAGGAUUCCCAAUCUGAUCCCCAGUACACUGGCUCUUCCUUAGAUUUCCGACUAUCUGGCUUCUGUUCCACACCUGCUUCCCACCUAGUUAAGCCUUCAGUCAACCUCCGGCAGCAUUUACAGCGCAGGCAGCAACAACUGGGCCCAGACGCGACAAUGUCUAAUGGCCCUGCGGACCCAGUCAGCCAGCAUUGUGUCUUGACCUCAAUCAAUGAGCAACCUUAUCUGACAUCAUUUUAUGAGCAGGAUAUAAGGUAG